CAGUCCACUUUUGUUGCUCUUGCACGAUUGAGUUGAGCCUUCCAGCUCCUCACAAAUUCCAGGGAUUUUUUUGGGGGGUUGUUGCCCCCCCCCCCCCCGCGCCCCCUCCUCUCCCUUGAAAAUAAUCUCCCUCCUCCUCUUGUCUUGCUUGGACUCGUUUUUUGUGGAACUGUAAAUCCGGGGGAAAAAAAGUGUGUCUUCGCCCCUGGAAAAAAAAAGAAAGAGGGAUUUUAACAGUGUGAUGUAUAUUUUUACAUUUUGACACACGCUCCCGUCUUUCGCGUGUUUUCUUUGGAUUCGGGAGGAGCAUCGGGACGCAGUCCGACGGCGUAUUGCACUUCCGAAGACGUUUUGAAAAAAGUUCAAACCGUCUUUUGUGGCCUGGCUCAGACGCGGAGGCAUCGAACCUUGCGUACGUGCGGCCGAGCGAGGCGUCGCAUCCGCGGCGUCGGAUUUACGCGCGUGGCUCCGAUUUCUUCAGCCAGCGGAGCAAGUGUGGAUUUAAAGCGGGCGCGAGUGGAUUCGAGCGCGCUGCCGACCUCCGUGAAAAUUGCCGCAAAGUGAGCCUGGCACAUGCCAGCAUGUGAAGCGGCAGCAGCAGCAUGACUUGCGCCCCGGGUUGCCCCCCAUUGACAUUCCAUUCUCCUAUAAUAUCUUAAUGCUGGCCCAUUUUGGUUUACAAAUAUGAUGAAAUGGCAGCCCCGGAAGAAGGCAUACUUCCGACAGGGUGUUGCCCUUCAGUACCUUGGUCGCCAUGCCGACGCCCUGGCCGCGUUUGCCUCUGGGCUGGCCCAAGACCCCAAGAGUCUUCAGCUCCUGGUGGGCAUGGUAGAAGCUACCAUGAAAUCUCCUCUACGGGAGUCUCUAGAGCCAACUUAUCAACAGCUGCAAAAGAUGAAGCUGGACAAGAGUCCCUUUGUGGUGGUGUCUGUGAUCGGCCAGGAGCUGCUGACAGCUGGCCACCACACAGCUUCUGUUGUAGUUCUAGAAGCAGCUUUGAAGAUCGGCACGUGCAGCCUGAAGCUGCGUGGCUCGGUCUUCUCGGCCCUCAGCAGCGCCCACUGGUCUCUGGGCAACACAGAGAAGAGCACCGGCUACAUGCAGCAGGACUUGGAGGUGGCCAAGACCUUAGGUGACCAAACAGGGGAAUGCCGUGCUCAUGGGAAUUUAGGCUCGGCAUUCUUCUCCAAGGGAAACUAUCGUGAAGCUUUGACCAACCAUCGGAACCAGCUGGUUCUCGCCAUGAAGCUGAAGGACAGAGAGGCUGCUUCGAUGGCCCUAAGCAGCUUGGGCCAUGUCUACACAGCCAUAGGGGACUACCCAAAUGCAUUGGCUAGCCACAAGCAAUGUGUUCUGCUGGCUAAGCAGUCUAAAGAUCAGCUCUCUGAGGCACGAGAGCUGGGAAACAUGGGUGCCGUCUACAUCGCCAUGGGAGACUUUGACAAUGCCGUCCAAUGCCACGAGCAGCACUUGGGCAUCGCCAAGGCCCUCGAAAAUAAACGGGAGGAAGCUCGGGCCUACAGUAACCUAGGCAGCGCCUACCACUAUCACCGGAACUUUGACAAGGCCAUGUCUUACCACACUCAUGUGCUGGAGCUCGCCCAGGAACUGGAAGAAAAGUCCAUCGAGAUGCGAGCGUAUGCGGGCCUGGGGCAUGCCGCUCGCUGCAUGCAGGACCUGGAGCGGGCCAAGCGGUAUCAUGAACAGCAGCUGUCCAUCGCUGAAGGUCUGAAAGACCGAGCGGCAGAGGGAAGGGCCUCCUCCAAUCUGGGCAUUAUUCACCAGAUGAAAGGAGACUAUGAGACUGCACUCAAACUCCACAAAACACACCUGGCCAUUGCUCAGGAGCUCAACGACUAUGCCGCACAGGGGCGGGCUUAUGGAAACAUGGGCAAUGCCUACAAUGCCCUAGGAGCCUUUGACCAGGCCGUUCGCUACCACCGUCAGGAGCUGCAGAUCUCCAUGGAGGUCAAUGACCGGGCCUCACAGGCAUCCACUCACGGCAAUUUGGCCGUGGCUUACCAAUCAUUGGGAGCCCAUGACCGGGCUUUGCAGCAUUACCAGAACCAUCUCAACAUUGCUCGCGAGCUCAGAGAUGUCCAGAGCGAGGCACGAGCCCUGGGUAACCUUGGCAACUUUCACUGCUCUCGUGGAGAAUUCCCUCAGGCGGUGCCCUAUUAUGAGCAGUACCUUCGCCUGUCCCCUGACCUCCAAGACAUGGAAAGUGAAGGAAAAGUUUGCCACAAUUUGGGCUAUGCACACUACUGCUUGGGCAACUACCAGGAUGCUGUCAAAUACUACGAGCAGGACCUCGCUUUGGCCAAGGACCUUCAUGACAAACUAAGUCAAGCCAAGGCCUACUGUAAUCUGGGUUUGGCUUUCAAGGCCCUGGGAGACUUUGCUAAAGCAGAGGAGUGUCAGAAAUAUCUGUUGUCGCUUGCCCAAUCCCUGAACAAUUCUCAGGCUCGCUUCCGAGCUCUCGGCAACCUGGGGGACAUAUUUGUCUGCAAAAAAGACGUGGCUGGAGCCAUUCAGUUUUAUGAGCAGCAGUUGGCCUUAGCUCAUCAGGUGAAGGAGCGUAGGAUGGAGGCUUGUGCCUACGCUGCCCUCGGGGCCACUUACAGACUCGUGCAUAAAUAUGAUAAAGCUCUCGGCUACCACACUCAAGAGCUGGAGGUCUACCAAGAGCUUGGGGACAUGUCUGGAGAGUGCAAAGCUCACGGACACUUGGCAGCAGUCUACAUGGCCUUGGGGAAGUACGCCAUGGCCUUCAAGAGCUAUGAAGAGCAGUUGGAACUCGGGCAGAGGCUGAAGGAUCCUGUUGUGGAGGCACAGGUGUAUGGAAAUAUGGGCAUAACAAAAAUGAAUGUUGGGGUGAUGGAGGAAGCCAUUGGGUACCUGGAGCAGCAGCUUGCUACUUUACAGCAGCUAAGUGGCAACGAGGCCGUAAUGGACAGGGGCAGGGCCUACGGAAACCUCGGGGACUGUUAUGAGGCGCUUGGUGACUUUGAGGAAGCCAUCAAGUACUACGACCAGUAUUUGUCAGUAGCGCAGAGUCUCAACCGUAUGCAGGAUCAGGAGAAGGCCUACAGAGGCUUGGGGAAUGGACACAGGGCCAUGGGAAACCUCCAACAGUCGCUGGUGUGCUUUGAGAAGCGGCUCGUGGUGGCUCACGAGCUGGGAGAGUGUGGCGUCAAGGCUCAGGCCUACGGUGAACUGGGCACGCUCCACAGCCAGUUAGGCAAUUAUGAACAGGCCAUCUCUUGUCUGGAGCGUCAACUGGUCAUUGCGCGUGACACCCAGGAUCGACUUCUGGAGGGCGACGCCAGCUGCGGUCUAGGCGUUGUAUACCAAACGAUGGGAGAAUAUGAGACAGCGCUGCGAUGCCACCAGAGUGACCUCGAGAUCGCGGAGGAAGCUGGAAGCUCUGCACGCCAGGCGCGUGCCUACGGGAACCUGGGCCUUACCUACGAGUCUCUGGGAAACUACGAGAGGGCAGUUGUGUUCCAAGAGCAGCACCUAAGUGUGGCAGCUCAGACUAAUGACUUGGCUGCCAAGACGCUAGCCUACGGCAGCCUGGGGAGAACACACCACGCGCUGCAGAACUAUUCGCAAGCUGUCAUGUACCUGCAGGAAGGCCUGCGGCUCGCAGAGCAGUUGGCUCGGCGUGAGGAGGAGGCGAAGAUCCGCCAUCGUCUGGGGCUGUCUCUGUGGGCCAGUGGGAAUCUGGAGGAGGCCCAACAUCAGCUUUACCGGGCCUCGGCACUAUUCGAGACCAUCAGACAUGAAGCACAGCACAGCACAGACUACAAACUUUCCCUGUUCGACCUGCAAACUUCUUGCUACCAGGCUCUCCAAAGGGUCCUCGUCAGCCUAGGCCACCAUGAUGAGGCUCUGGCGGUGGCAGAGCGAGGGCGUACGCGAGCUUUCGCUGACCUUUUGGUUGAGAGGCAGACGGGCCAACAGGACUCAGACCCCUACACUCCAGUAACAGUGGAGCACAUUUUGGACACCGUCAAUAGCCAGAGGGCCUUGGUACUUUAUUUCUCCAUGGCUGCUGGUUACCUGUACAGCUGGCUACUCGCCCCAGGAGCAGGCAUCCUGAAGUUCCAUGAGGUGUACUUGGGUGAGGGCAUAUCAGAAGUAGGGUCAGACUUCCAGGAGGGAGGCGGCGGUGGGGGUGGGCUGGUCAGUGCUUCAUCGUUGGAGCAGCACAUAGCCAGCGCACGAGAGGCCCUGGGAGUCGAAUCGUAUUACAGCAGAGGGUGUUCAAGCAGCGAGACGGAGAGUGAGGCGGGAGAUUUGUUGGACCAACAAUUCGAGGAGUUAAACAACAAGCUUAACUCUGUCACUGAUCCUACAGGCUUCUUGCGCAUGGUGUCCAGAAACAACCUUUUCAACAGGAGCUGCCAGAGCAUGACCAGCCUGUUCAGUAAUACGAUGUCUCCUGCCAAAGACGGUUGUUCUUCCCUGCCUCAUCGCUCCGGCAACCUCGGGAAGCCUCCCCUCAGAGCACUUUAUGAUUUGCUCAUUGCACCUAUGGAGGGGGGUUUGAUGCACUCCAGUGGUCCGGUGGGCAGACACAGACAACUGGUCAUGGUGCUGGAGGGAGAACUUUAUCUUAUCCCUUUCGCUCUACUAAAAGGAAGUUCAUCCAAUGAGUAUCUAUAUGAGCGUUUUAGCCUCAUCGCUGUUCCCUCGAUCCAGGGCCUCGGAUCCUGCGCGAAGGUUCACUCCCGGCGUCCUGGACCGGCUCCCUGUGGUGGGGUUUCAAUGGCAGCAGUGGUGGGAAACCCUAGGCUGCCCUCACCAGUCAUGGACCGCUGGCUGUGGGGGCCAAUGCCCUCUGCAGAAGAGGAAGCUCUCAUGGUAGCUGAGCUUUUAGGAUGCCAACCACUGUCUAGCACUGCAGCGACGAAAGAGAGGGUCAUGAGUGCCCUCACACAAGCGGAGUGUGCCCACUUUGCUACUCACAUUUCAUGGAAAUUGGCGGCUCUGGUGCUCACUCCAAACCCAGAAAGCGUGCCCGGCGCAGCGAGCGCUAACGUGGGAGGGGGAACAAUCGGUCGAGGUACCGGGGUAAGGAGAGGAAGCAGCGGUCGAGGCAGGAAGGGGUCGGUUGGAAGCGGCUACACCAACCCAGAGUCUCUCCACUUGCAAGAUGACAGCAGCGAUGUGGACAGUAUCUGCGACAGUCCACCUUUACAGGAGUUUCUCUUGACAGCUGCGGAUAUAUUGGACCUUAGGCUGCCUGUCAAGCUGGUAGUGCUCGGUUCCUACCUGGAGUCCAGCAGCAAGGUGACAGCCGACGGUGUUGUUGGCUUGACACGGUCCUUCCUGGCCGCGGGGGCGCAGUGUGUACUGGUGUCCUUGUGGCCUGUCCCUGUGGCGGCCUCCAAGGUUUUUGUCCAUGCCUUCUACACUGCCCUUCUCAAUGGGACCAAGGCUAGUGCUGCGCUGGCAGAUGCCAUGAAAACUGUACAGAGCAGCAAGCAGUACUCACAUCCCUCCAACUGGGCAGGAUACAUGCUGAUCGGCAGUGAUGUGAAACUUAACAGCCCGUCCUCCCUGAUUGGACAAGCGUUGGCAGAAAUACUGCAGUAUCCGGAUCGUGCACGUGAUGCCCUGAGAGUUUUACUUCACCUGGUGGAAAAGUCACUUCAAAGGAUCCAGAAUGGUCAACGUAACUCGAUGUACACAUCCCAGCAAAGUGUGGAGAAUAAAGUUGGGGGAGUCCCUGGGUGGCAGGCCUUGUUAACUGCCGUGGGCUUCCGCCUCGACUCUGCAGGCACUGGCAUCCCUGCAGCAGUUUUUUUCCCCACUGCGGACCCUGGAGACAGGCUCCAACAGUGCAGUACCACUUUACAAUCACUUCUAGGUCUGCCACCACAAGCCCUCCAGGCUUUGUGCAAACUCAUCACAGCUUCCGAGGCAGGGGAGCAGCUCAUCAAUCGGGCUGUUAAAAAUAUGGUGGCGAUGCUCCACCAGGUGCUAGUGCAGCUCCAGACUGGUGAGAAGGAACAGGACUUCUCUCUCCUGCCCAUUCAGGUGUCUAUUAGUGUGCAACUUUGGAGACUUCCAGGAUGCCAUGAAUUUUUAGCAGCGCUUGGAUUUGAUCUAUGUGAGGUCGGCCAAGAAGAAGUGGUGCUAAAAACCGGCAAGCUAGCCAACCGCCGCACAUUGCACUUUGCUCUGCAAUCUCUGCUGGCGCUAUUUGACUCCACAGAACUUCCAAAGCGUCUGAGUCUCGACAGCUCAUCUUCCCUCGAGUCUUUGGCCUCAGCGCAGUCUGUUUCCAACCCUCUGCCAAUGGGUUAUUCAAGCCUUCCCUUCUCUCCGCAUUGCCUGGACAAUCAGGCAUCAGAUGCCAUCUCUGUCUAUAGCCUCAGCUCUGUGGCCUCCUCAAUGAGCUUUGCUUCCAAAUCCGAUUGUGACUUCCUCAGCCAUCGUCACCGCAGUGGGGCCGCAGCACACUACGCGGCCCACAAGCACCCUCAUGUUCCCCGGAGCCGCUCGUCUCCUCACGGAGCGGCGACUGCUAUGUCAGGAGCCCGAGGGGAGGAGGAGGAAUAUGAGGGCUUCUCUAUUAUCAGUAGCGAACCACUCGGGAGCCACUGUGACUCUUUGCCUCUGCCACCAGGCCACAGCCAGCGCCACCACAGAGGAGGUCGAGGGGUUGUUGCUCGGUCAAGCAGCGGGGCUGGAAGAGGUUACUCGGUAUCAGUGUCAUCUAGAGGCAGCGUCAGUACUCCUACUUCCCCAGUCAAAACAUGCCUGGUCCCCAGUCCAAACUCACCGUUCCAGAAAGUCGGUAAGGUGAGCAGCUCAGACACGGGUGAAUCGGAUCAAUCCAGUACUGAGACAGACAGCACUGUGAAGUCUCAGGAGGAAAAAAGUCCCCCUCUUGAUCCUCAGGAGCUGGCGCAGAAGAUUCUGGAGGAGACUCACAGCCAUCUACGGGCAGUCGGUAGUCUGCAGCGAGCCAGGGCGGAGGGUGGAACUUCACCACGGAGUAGCGCAUUCCGCUCCUCGGAAACUAGUGCAUUCAGCCGUCCUAACAGCAGUGCUAGUGGCAGAGCACAGUCUUCCCCAAAGCCCAAACCGCCCUCCCGCUCAUCUUCUCUCCAGAAAAUAAGCUCUGGCUACAAUAGUCCGGCUGUCUCAGAGUCUUCACAAAAGGACGGCAGCCAUCCUUCGCCUAUCUUGGACAGCCAUGCGCAGUUCAAGCUGAAGUACCCAAGCUCCCCAUACAGUGGCCACAUAUCACGUUCCCCCAGUAAUGUGUCGCCCAGUUCUGGUCACCAAUCACCAGUUGGUAGUGCACCCUCUCCUGCGCUAUCCUACUCCUCUACAGGCUCUGCCACGUCGGCUGACGUCCCAGACCUUGACCGAUUAAGAAGAGGGGUCAUUGAUGAAAAGGUCCAAGCCAUCCACAAUCUAAAAACCUUUUGGGCAAAUGCUGCAGCCCAACAACAUCUUGGCCCCAUCAAAGCUGUUCAUAGUUCUCCUAGUCCACUGGCAUCUGCCAGUCGGGAUGUACUGAGCCUUCUGAACCUCUCUCCGCGACAUUGCUCCCCCAAUGAUACCCAAGACAGCCUGGAGCUGCGGGACCUGGGACUGCAGUCAGUGGAGAGAGGGGGCAAGAACUCCAAUGGGCAUCACUGUUCCAGUCCCAAGAAAGGGGCUCCAUCACCCACAAUUUCUACAAGUAGUAGUCCUGGUGCUCGUUCGAUCAGACUACCCGCUGGGAACGGAUACAAAUUCUUGUCGCCCGGAAGAUUUUUCCCUUCUUCUAAAUGCUGAGACUUUCAGCUGUGAAUGAGGUGACGAAGUAGGUCAACUUUUUGAGGGCCGCGAUUGGCAAGCCAAGCUUUACAGACACUUUAGAACAAUUAUUGAUUGGUCAAAUCGGUCGGUGUGAGGCACAUGCCUGCAGUUUUGUCUCUAUGUGCCCAAAACUCUGUAAAUGGCAAUGAGAAAUACUCAACGACCUGAUACUGUGUUUGUGUGUAACUGUGUGUCAGGUAAAUGUAAAUGCCAUUUGGUCUUUCCCCACCAAACAUCCUUUAUGUGGGCCAAGAUGCAACAACUAUGACUGACUGCUUCCAUUUUAUUUUUUGUUGAAAAAAAAUAAUGGUAAUUAUUAUUGUUUGUUAUUGUUAUUAAUAUUAUAAUUAUUAUUGUUUGUAAAUUAAUUCCAGUGUUUCACAAUCAGUAUUAAGCGUUUUUCUAUUAAAAAACAAAAAAUGAACAUGUACCGUGUAAAGAUGGAUAGAGUGGAAGAAAAGAUUUAAUAUUUUUUAUUGAAGUCAAAAGGGCAUUUUGCCUGAUUUCUUUGUGAAUUGAGUGUCUGCUCUGAAGCAUGGAUUCUCUUGCUAUUCAAUGUUAAGUAUGACGUAUAAAUUUUUAGCCCAUGAUUUUUUUUUUUUUUUUUUUUUUUAGAUUUUAACAUCACGGUU
Molecule: messenger RNA, 8459 nt
Organism: Phyllopteryx taeniolatus (common seadragon)
Lineage: Eukaryota; Metazoa; Chordata; Actinopteri; Syngnathiformes; Syngnathidae
Product: tetratricopeptide repeat protein 28-like
Exons: 24
Coding region: 685-7803 (2372 amino acids)
Molecular function (GO): protein binding
Source: RefSeq, a predicted model, not a curated record